Musa acuminata AAA Group (dessert banana) is the source of this 879-nucleotide messenger RNA. Its product is annotated as cytochrome f-like. The transcript is spliced from 2 exons. Lineage: Eukaryota; Viridiplantae; Streptophyta; Magnoliopsida; Zingiberales; Musaceae. The record is from RefSeq and is a predicted model, not a curated record. Gene Ontology annotation, molecular function: electron transfer activity; heme binding; iron ion binding. Gene Ontology annotation, cellular component: chloroplast; cytochrome b6f complex; thylakoid membrane. Gene Ontology annotation, biological process: photosynthesis. Bases 1 to 879 code for a protein of 292 amino acids.
AUGACUCGAUCCAUUUCUGUAUCGAUCAUGAUAUAUGUAAUAACUCGGGCAUCUAUUUCAAAUGCAUAUCCCAUUUUUGCGCAGCAGGGUUAUGAAAACCCGCGAGAAGCAACGGGACGAAUUGUAUGUGCCAAUUGCCAUUUAGCUAAUAAACCCGUGGAUAUUGAAGUUCCGCAAGCUGUGCUUCCUGAUACUGUAUUUGAAGCAGUUGUUCGAAUCCCUUAUGAUAAGCAACUGAAACAAGUUCUUGCUAAUGGUAAAAAGGGGACUUUGAAUGUGGGGGCUGUUCUCAUUUUACCCGACGGAUUCGAAUUAGCCCCCCUUGAUCGUAUUUCUCCUGAGUUGAAAGAAAAGAUAGGAAAUCUGUCUUUUCAGAGUUAUCGUCCCAACAAAAGAAAUAUUAUUGUGAUAGGUCCUGUUCCCGGUCAGAAAUAUAGUGAAAUCGUCUUUCCCAUUCUUUCCCCCGACCCUGCUACGAAGAAAGACGUUCACUUCUUAAAAUAUCCCAUAUACGUAGGUGGGAACAGAGGAAGGGGUCAGAUUUAUCCUGAUGGUAGCAAAAGUAACAAUACAGUCUAUAAUGCUACAUCAGCAGGUAUAGUAAGCAGAAUAGUACGUAAAGAAAAAGGGGGAUAUGAAAUAACCAUAGUUGAUGCAUCGGAUGGACAUCAAGUGGUUGAUAUUAUACCUCCAGGACCAGAACUUCUUGUUUCAGAGGGUGAAUCCAUCAAGCUUGAUCAACCAUUAACAAGCAAUCCCAAUGUGGGAGGCUUUGGUCAGGGAGAUGCAGAAAUAGUGCUUCAAGACCCAUUACGGGUCCAAGGAUUAUUCGUAACCGCAUAUUUACAAUAUAGACGUGGUGAUCAGUUGGACCUUUGA